AUGUCACAGGUUGUAUCUUCGUGUAUUUUUCGUAUAGUUUGUCAGCAUGGUGGCAGUUUGGAACUCAAAACUUUGGACGAGAGUUUGCGGCAGCGUUACACGGUGGCGGAUACAGAACUUGUGAAGGUGCUGAGUGACUUUGAGAAGUUUGUAGUGGUUGAAGGUGGAGGAAAGAGAAAAGACUCGGCUGGUGUGAGUGAGGAUAGAGUCAUUUUGGCUAAAACCUCAGUGCGAGUGUGUCUGACCCUGCCAGGACAGUGUGAUGGUGCCUGCCAAAAACUGCACCUCUGCAAGUAUUUAGUGUGUGGCAACUGCAGGUUCAGGGAAAGAUGCAAAAACUGCCAUGACUUAAAUUCUGCUCAUAAUUCAACUAUUCUGAGCAAAGUGGAAUUCCAGCACCUUGGAAAAUCUGAACUAUUUCAGCUGUUGCUACAGAAUGACCCUUUUCUUCUACCAGAGGUCUGUAUUCACUACAACAGGGGGACUGGAGAACACGGGAGCUGUAAGUAUCAGACCUCCUGCAUCAACCUGCACGUUUGCCAGCAGUUCCUACAGGAUGAUUGUAAAUUUGGAACUGAAUGUGAAAAAGCUCAUUCAUUUGAUGCCAAUGCUAUAAAGAUUCUUAAUGGCCGAGGACUUAGUCCAGAAAACAUUAGGAACUUUCACAAGAUUUACAAAAGCAGAUUUCAGAUCUCUUCCUACAAAGAAAAACCUGCAGUUCACAGGAACCCAGCCAGCCCCAAAACAGUUGCUGGAGAAGGUUCAAGGCUGGUUUCCAGCAUCUCUGCAAAUGAAAUUGACUCAAAUGAGAUUUGCCUGUUCUUCAUUCGCAGAGAAUGCAGCUUUAAAGACAAGUGUGUUCGUCUUCAUUAUCAUCUGCCAUAUAAAUGGCAGGUUUCGGAUAAAAAUGGACAGACAUGGAAAGAUUUGCCCAAUGGAGAGGACAUUGAGAGGGCCUUCUGUAAUCCAGCCAAUGAUGUGAGUCCAGGACCUCAAACUGUCAACUUUAUCUCAAUGACAUGUGGAAAGGCACCAGUGCGUCGUCUGUCCACAGCGUCCUCCGUCACCAAACCUCCUCACUUCAUUCUGACCACUGAGUGGCUCUGGUACUGGAAGAAUGAACAAGGAGAAUGGAACGAAUAUGGUCAGGGGAUGGACGAAAAGCACUCAACCCCUCUCACCUCACAGACCAUAGAAAACAUUUACCAGUCUGAUCCUGAGAGUGAAAUUCCUGUCAAUUCUCAGAAACAUGCCUACGUCCUGUACCUGAAAGAAAUGUAUCAGCAAAAUACUGUGUACAGGACAAAAAGAGACAUACGAAGGAGGCCUCGAUUUAUCUCUGCCUUAGAAGUCGAGAACAAGCUGAAAAGUGAAAGCUCAAGCUCACCCUCUGUGGUAGUUCCUGCUCACUGGGAUAGAGGUGCACUUCCCAGCUUCUCUUACCAGCUUGUUUCAGUGUCCAACACAGAGGCUGAAUUUGUCAAGGUGGAAAAGCUUUUUAAACAGACUAUGCCAAACCACAAGAUUGUCAGCAUGCAGAGGAACCAGAACAUUUCUUUGUGGAAGGUCUUUCAGUGGCAAAAGGAGCAGAUGAAGGAGAGGAAUGGAGGGAGAGAUGUGAAUGAGAGACUCUUGUUCCAUGGCACAAGUGAAUCUCUAAUAGACGCCAUCUGUGAUCAGAACUUUGACUGGAGGAUCUGUGGAAAACAUGGCACAUUAUAUGGCAAAGGGAGUUAUUUUGCCAGAGAUGCCUCCUACUCUGAUGGGUACUCACAGUCUGUUAACAGCACUAUGAAAAAGAUGUUUGUUGCACGAGUCCUGGUGGGUCACUACACAUGUGGCAGCAGUACAAUUGUCCGUCCUCCAGCCAAAACCACAGGCAAAGACCUCUAUGACAGCUGUGUGGACGACAUCAGCAAUCCGAGUAUUUUUGUCAUCUUUGAGAAGUACCAGAUCUACCCUGAAUUCAUCAUUGAAUACUCACCUGAGGAGUCCAGAUGUCUAAUUUCAUAAGUGAAGAGUACUUUUGAAUAUAUAUUCUUAACGUAUAAGAUUGUUUUUAUUAAUUUAUAAAAUAUAAGGCAAAUAUGAAGUCGUAAGCAAUCAAUUUAGUAUUUAAUUACAUACUGUGAAUCAUUAAAGGUUAUUUGCACAUCAUAUAGUUGUUUAAAAUAUGGGAAUCAAUGGGGUUGAUUGUCAUAGCACUUAUUUUCCCUUUUAAAAAUAUUAAUACUUUGGUUAUCCAUUUUUCUAAUUAUGUUAAUUAUGUGGUUUUACAAUUAUAAUGAAGAUGUUUGUCUGAUUGGGAUGGUUGUACACUUAUAAUGGGGUUGUUGCAAUGCUCAUACUAGGGAUGAAUGUUAUUAAUGAUGGGGAGGGUUGAUGCCCUUAUGAAGAGUCACUCCAAUGUUUGUAUGGGGUGGGUUCGUACAAUUAUGACACAUCGUGGGCAUGGUAGUUACACUUGGGGUAAAGAUGGUCGUCACAUCUUUAAUAAUGGGACAUUACAGUCAUUACACUCAUGAUAGAGAUGGGUAUUCAGACUGUGCUGUGUCAGAUUGGAUGGGUGAUAGUUUCAGCUCUCCUCAACCAGCACAGAGGUAGUACAAGCGGCAAGAAAAUUGCAGUAGGGGAAUUUCCAGUGAUCAAUUGGGAGAAAUAUCCGAAGAAAUGCCAGUUAUAUCCAAACACCAAGGGGUCUGAAUCCUUCCUGAAUUUACUGUAUACACACUUUUUGCUCCCGUGUUGCUUAAAAAUUGUAUUUCUUUUCAAUAGCUGUGUGUGAUUUGCAUAGCAAUUAUGAUUGUUUAAAGUUGUGUUAUUAUUCUGGUUGAUACUGGACACUUUAUUGAAUCUCGUUUCACUACUAUUUUCUCUGGUCUAUGUCAUUGUGAAAGUGAACAGAAUGGAAUGUGUGAGUGUUUAGAUGUUCAGAAUAAAGCCUAAUAGCCCUGA
This is a messenger RNA of Trichomycterus rosablanca, 2955 nucleotides long. RefSeq names its product protein mono-ADP-ribosyltransferase PARP12-like. Lineage: Eukaryota; Metazoa; Chordata; Actinopteri; Siluriformes; Trichomycteridae. Gene Ontology annotation, cellular component: nucleus. Gene Ontology annotation, molecular function: metal ion binding; NAD+-protein mono-ADP-ribosyltransferase activity; NAD+ poly-ADP-ribosyltransferase activity. The transcript has 12 exons. The record is from RefSeq and is a predicted model, not a curated record. The coding region runs from base 1 to 2013 and encodes 670 amino acids.